Molecule: messenger RNA, 1400 nt
Organism: Hordeum vulgare subsp. vulgare (domesticated barley)
Lineage: Eukaryota; Viridiplantae; Streptophyta; Magnoliopsida; Poales; Poaceae
Exons: 11
Coding region: 60-1091 (343 amino acids)
Source: RefSeq, a predicted model, not a curated record
GACUGCUAGCAGGCGUCGUUCCCCCAAAUCGAAUCCAAUCUCUAGCGAAUCCCGGCACGAUGGAGCGGAUCGACGCCCUGGAGCCCGGCGUCGGCAUGCUCGCCGACUAUCCCUUCGUGAGGCGGCUCCGGAACCGGCGGCUCAUCGUCUACCUCUACCUCCAGGGCUUCGAGUCCGCCUACGAUCGGAUAGUCCACGAGACGGAUUUGUACAUGAGCCGCCGGCGUCUGAAGCAGCUGGUGGCAUGCGGCCAGUGGACCAAGGCCCUCGGCUACAUCCGCCGCUUCGUACCGCCGGCCAUCGGGGGCGUCGAGGCCCGCACCCUCUACAUCUUCCUCGACACCUUCUGGGCCGUGGAGAACGCCGCCGCCGCGUGCUCAGCGGGCGCCCCCGUCGCGACCGCGGUGUACAAGCACGACGUCGGCAUACUGACGACCAUGUGCGCUGGCAACACCAAACUCUCUUCCAUCCUCCACAAGAUACACCACUCGCCGCAGUUCAGGGCGUCCCUGGACUGGAAAAUGGUGAGAGAGAAGGCAUCGUUGGUCGCCGAUGACUUGGUGAAUCACUCCCCAGAGUUGAGGCGCAGGUCGCUGCUGCCGAAUGGCCCACGGAGUCCGCAUGACUUGCUUCCCAUCGGUCCCCGUCGUCCAAGGCGCCAAAGGAGGGAAACAUCCUGGCGGCCAACAACAUCUGCUAUUGUCAAAUCCUAUCUCAACAGGAAGAGGAGCCUGCCUUCUUCUAGCCCAGUUUUUGGUCUGAACUCUGAGGGACGGAACCGGGUGGUGGAUCUUAUCGAGGAUUGUAUAAAAGAUGGUAGACUUCCUGAGCUCCAUCAAGGGCACCUACUUCAGUCAAGUGCAAUGGAAGGUGCUUUUAUUACUCCAUUCUCACAGACCAUGCUUGGUACUACAGGCCCUGCUAAAAACAUUGAGACUUCAUCCGUGAUUAAUGCAGGCAAUCCAACUUGCACGGGUCUGCCUAAUUAUCUUUGUUGGUACCCACCAGUUGCAAAUUCAGGUAUUCAAGUGUCACGGCCUGCUGAAACCUCUGGGUUCACGUCUGCCACAAAUGCAGGAGUUGCGGACUGAAACUGAAGCUGGAUCUUGCAGCGCAAACUGAUGUGGCCUAAUUGAGUGGGCCUUACUCGAUGUGCUCCUUCAAGUUGCUUGGUUGCAAUGGUGUUGGAAGGACACUAUUUAGUUGGUUGUGUUUCCAUUCGAGCUAUGUUCUAUCAACUUGAGACUUUACCUACUCUUGGUAGUGUCAUGUUAGCAUCAAUCAUGCGACAUUGGACUCUUUGUUAGUGCUUGGUGGCAUGUGGCAUGUAAGUUGUAUAGUGAAUCAGACCUAAAACUCCAUCAUGGUAAGUUGCAACAUAUGGGUUUUUGCGGCAGUAA